UCACAACACUGUUCCUCAGUGUUCUUCAGGACUUCUUUAAUUUCAGGAUGUAGUUCAUAUAUCAUUAUGUCUAUCUCUUGUUAAACUCACUGACUAGUGCUCGGUCGGGCCUGAAGUGGGCGUGUUUGUGUGAGAGACUUUAUAUCUGCUACAUAGAUCAACUCCUCCUCCCGCUGGCUGAUGUUUUUGUUUUUGUUUUUUUAAAAACAAACUAUUCAGAAAAAAAGUGAAAGGACUCCUACAGGAAAUCAACAACACUGGACUAAAGGGCUCAAGACUAUAUGAAGCAAGGUGGUAAAGUGUGACAACAUGUCUUUGUCGUUGCUGUGUCUGAUAAUAAUGAUGAAAGUCUUCAUUGGACAGAUCCUCACAUGUCAUCCAGCAGAGUACCUAACAGCGGGAGAAUGCUGUCCUAUGUGUCUUGCUGGAGGUCGAGUUAAAACAGAUUGUACAGAGUUCAGAAGCACAUCCUGUCUGCCCUGCAUUGAUGGAACCUACAUGAAUCAUCCCACUGGACUUAAACAGUGUUUCACCUGUGCAAACUGUGAUUCAGGUUCUGGUCUGCAGAUAAAGACAUCAUGUACAUCAACAUCAAAUACAGUUUGUCAACCACUGGAGGGAUUCUACUGUAUGGACUCCACAGAGGACGGCUGUGUGAAAGCACUGAAACACACAAGCUGUCAACCAGGACAAUACAUCAGACAAAAAGGAACAGCUCUCAGGAACACUGAGUGCACUGACUGCAGUGAUGGAACAUUUUCAAAUGGGACAUUUACAUCUUGUCAACCACACACACAAUGUGAAUCACCAAAACCUCGGCUGAUAAAACCAGGAACUGCUUCAGCUGAUGCUGAAUGUGGAAAAGAAAAAUUAAAUGUGACAGCGAUUGUGAUCUGUGUGAUUGUGGUGCUUUUUUUAUUAAUUGGCAUAGCUGGGUUAGUUUACUUCAGAAAGAAGAAAUCAGGUAAGAUUUGUUGUUAUUUUUUGUAUCAGACAAUACAAACAUUAUCAUAGUUUUGA
Thunnus maccoyii (southern bluefin tuna) is the source of this 1020-nucleotide messenger RNA. Its product is annotated as tumor necrosis factor receptor superfamily member 14-like. Gene Ontology annotation, molecular function: transmembrane signaling receptor activity; protein binding. NCBI's taxonomy places the organism in Eukaryota, Metazoa, Chordata, Actinopteri, Scombriformes, Scombridae. Gene Ontology annotation, biological process: negative regulation of alpha-beta T cell proliferation; signal transduction; immune response. Gene Ontology annotation, cellular component: membrane; external side of plasma membrane. The transcript is spliced from 6 exons. The coding region runs from base 310 to 1014 and encodes 234 amino acids. The record is from RefSeq and is a predicted model, not a curated record.